AUGGCUGGAGGAGCCUUUGUAUCAGAUGGUGGUGGUGGGGGAUCAAGCUAUGAAGGCGGAGUCACCGUCUUUGUCAUCAUGACAUGUAUUGUGGCCGCUAUGGGAGGUCUCCUCUUCGGUUACGACCUCGGAAUCUCAGGGGGAGUGACAUCAAUGGAGGAGUUUCUGAAAAAGUUUUUCCCGGAGGUGGAUAGGCAAAUGCACGAAGCGAAGCGCGAGACUGCUUACUGUAAAUUCGAUAACCAAAUGCUCCAGUUGUUCACUUCCUCGCUCUACCUUGCGGCUCUUGCGUCUUCCUUUGCAGCAUCGGCUGUUACAAGGAAGUACGGACGCAAAAUCUCCAUGUUUGUUGGAGGGGUUGCUUUCCUCAUAGGUUCUCUAUUUAAUGCAUUUGCCACCAAUGUUGCAAUGCUUAUCGUUGGUAGAUUGUUGCUCGGAGUCGGUGUUGGAUUUGCUAAUCAGUCUACUCCGGUUUAUCUCUCGGAGAUGGCUCCCGCAAAGAUCCGAGGAGCACUUAACAUCGGGUUUCAAAUGGCUAUAACCAUUGGGAUUUUGCUUGCAAACCUAAUCAACUAUGGAACAUCUAAAAUGGCUCGGAACGGAUGGAGAGUGUCCUUGGGUUUAGCCGCUGUUCCGGCUGUCGUUAUGGUUAUCGGAUCGUUUAUUUUGCCCGAUACACCAAACUCGAUGCUCGAGAGAGGCAAGUACGAACAAGCGAGAGAGAUGUUGCAGAAGAUUCGUGGAGCUGAUAACGUAGAUGAGGAGUUUCAAGAUCUUUGUGAUGCUUGUGAGGCUGCGAAGAAAGUAGAGAAUCCAUGGAUGAACAUCUUCCAACAGGCCAAAUACAGACCCGCACUUGUUUUCUGUUCUGCGAUUCCUUUCUUCCAACAGUUUACUGGUAUCAAUGUGAUCAUGUUCUACGCCCCCGUUCUCUUUAAAACUCUAGGUUUCGGGGAUGAUGCCUCCCUCAUUUCAGCGGUUAUUACGGGUGCGGUCAAUGUUGUAUCUACCCUUGUCUCCAUCUAUGCGGUUGACAGAUACGGAAGAAGGAUUCUCUUCCUUGAAGGAGGCAUCCAGAUGAUCAUUUCCCAGAUUGUUGUUGGUACCUUGAUUGGUAUGAAGUUUGGAACCACGGGAGCAGGGACCUUAACACCUGCAACAGCGGAUUGGAUCCUAGCUUUCAUAUGUUUAUAUGUUGCAGGAUUUGCAUGGUCAUGGGGUCCAUUGGGAUGGUUAGUACCAAGUGAGAUCUGUCCGUUGGAAAUCAGACCAGCGGGACAAGCCAUCAACGUCUCUGUCAACAUGUUCUUCACUUUCCUCAUUGGACAAUUCUUCCUCACGAUGCUUUGCCACAUGAAGUUUGGCCUCUUCUUCUUCUUUGGAGGAAUGGUUGUAAUCAUGACCAUCUUCAUCUUCUUCUUGUUGCCGGAGACAAAAGGGGUUCCUAUAGAAGAAAUGGGAAGAGUAUGGAAGCAACAUCCGUUCUGGAAACGUUACGUCCCAGAUGAUGCUGUUACUGGAGCUGGUGAAGAAAGCUAUGUCAAGGAGGUUUGAGAGCCAGAAAAGCGAAGGUUUCAAAAAGUUGAGGCAUUGGUUGUGGUUAGCCAGUGGUGUUUGGUUGUUUUUUCAAUGGAAUAAACCAACAAAACGUGAGAAUUUGUGGGCGGGUGUCGAAGAAGAAGAAUGAAAAGUUGUUGAAAAAAGUCUUUAAUGCUGAAUUCUUUUACCUGAUUCAUUCCAAUAAAGCCAAGCAAAAUUUGUUUCUUUGCAUAUGCAUUUGUUUUUCUUUUCUUUUCUUUUUACCACCAAAUGAAAUUAAGAGCAAAAAU
This is a messenger RNA of Capsella rubella, 1829 nucleotides long. RefSeq names its product sugar transport protein 9. The transcript has 4 exons. Bases 1 to 1554 code for a protein of 517 amino acids. Gene Ontology annotation, biological process: monosaccharide transmembrane transport. The record is from RefSeq and is a predicted model, not a curated record. Gene Ontology annotation, cellular component: membrane. NCBI's taxonomy places the organism in Eukaryota, Viridiplantae, Streptophyta, Magnoliopsida, Brassicales, Brassicaceae. Gene Ontology annotation, molecular function: monosaccharide transmembrane transporter activity.